Messenger RNA from Candidozyma duobushaemuli, 1560 nucleotides. RefSeq lists its product as uncharacterized. Bases 1 to 1560 code for a protein of 519 amino acids. The record is from RefSeq and is a predicted model, not a curated record. Lineage: Eukaryota; Fungi; Ascomycota; Pichiomycetes; Serinales; Metschnikowiaceae. The transcript has 2 exons. Gene Ontology annotation, molecular function: hydrolase activity.
AUGAAGCUUUUUUUACUACCGGUGGUUCUUGCCGCCAACAUCCUCAUCACAACCACAGACUCGUGGGUCGCCAAGGGCCCUCGGUACUUGGAAUGGGCUCUCAGAGAAGACGGCCAUAAUGUUAAGGUGGUGGCCUCGUUGAACCCAAACACUGAAUACUCCACGGUGGAGCUGGAGAAAAGACAAAUCGUCGUGGGCGCCCCACAAGGAGGCGACUUCAACCACCUCCUGCCAGCACAGCAGAUAUACCACAAGAACAUCAAAAAGCUCAAUACGGUGCCCCGUGGGGUCCGCAAUACCAUCUCCCAGAGGGAGUCCGACAAAUUCGACGAGGCUUUUCAACAACAGGACAUCGUUCAGGAAGGCGCUUACGGCCAGGAUCCACUCAACCCCAACUUUUGGUAUGUCGAUGCUCAGCCUCUCGAGGCUCUUUCGGUCGCUUUUUCCGACAUCCUCCCCAACCACCUCCCCACGUUUACUCCUGAUUUGGUCAUUGUGGGACCCAACGAGGGCCUCCACUUGACAUCUGCUAAUUCUAAACAAGACAUUGUGGUGGAGGACCUCGAACAAAUGGAAAACCAGGCCGAGGCAUUGGCUCUUUUGGCUCAGCUGAAGAGCUUCCCUGUGAUCUCCGUUUCCAGCGAGGACCACGACCAUAUUUAUUACGGCGACGAGAGGUACUUUAAUGUCGAGGAGGCCAAGUACGAGGACUCCUUCAAGGCCAACCCUGUUGCCAGAAACGUCCAGUACAUCAACAGAAAAAUCGUCGAGCUCGUGGAGGAAGUGGAGCCCACCCUCACGCUGUCUCUCCUGCUCAACGUGAAUUUCCCCUCCAUGAACCACAAGUUCUCUCACUGCCUUGCCACCGCCAAGGGCCCCACUUUCUUCCAAGUUGUGGGCGACAAGGUGGAAUCUCACUUGGGCAAGAUCCUCAGUGUUCCACACGUUUCCGGAAAAAGAGGACUCGAGGGCCAAACUACAUACAUAAAAAUGUCCGACGAAGGUCGCCCCGAGCCCCUUCUGGAGCUCGAGUUCAUGAGGUUGCUGGCAAUCCUCAUCCAACCUUCAGUCCAGGACAGGCUUCACGAAAAGGACGAUGUUAGCCAACUUUACCACAACAAGCUUGAGGCCCGGGCGCUUGAUCGUUGUGAAAUAGCCGUGGCUGUGAAUCACGUCACCAAGGGCAACAAUUUGGGACCCGAUGUCUUUGGCAUUACGUCAAUUGAACGGACGGUGAAGGAGUUGGCUUGGAAGAUUUUGAGAAUCCCAGAUAGAUCGGGUUACCUGAAGGCUAGCAACAACAAGAGACCCAAAAUUGAAGAUCACAGAUAUGGGCAGAACAAACAAUCGAAUGCCAACGAGACUUCAAAGCUGGUUCUGGUGAAUAACUUGCCACUUGGAAAGACUUCUACUCAAGUUGACAAGACAGACAGUGCUGAGAAACCAAAUACAACAAACCUGGCCUAUAAGAUGUAUAGCUUUACAUGGUACACUGGUGCCGAAGCUCACGUUGUGAAUGUCAAACUGCUCAUGUGUGUUUCCACUGAUCUUCUGGCCUGA